Daucus carota subsp. sativus is the source of this 2263-nucleotide messenger RNA. RefSeq lists its product as uncharacterized. The coding region runs from base 34 to 744 and encodes 236 amino acids. The transcript has 4 exons. Gene Ontology annotation, biological process: transcription by RNA polymerase I. Gene Ontology annotation, cellular component: RNA polymerase I transcription regulator complex. The record is from RefSeq and is a predicted model, not a curated record. Lineage: Eukaryota; Viridiplantae; Streptophyta; Magnoliopsida; Apiales; Apiaceae.
CACUCUUAUAUCUGAAGCAAGUUUGUUUUUCAGAUGCUACUUAUUGGAGAUCAAGUCAAGGAAGCUAUAGAUGAAGUUGAAAAGUUUAGUUCGGACUCACCAGUGUAUGCAAGAUAUAAAGCUAGUCUUUUGGAGCAUUUUGAUAGCAACAACCACAUUCGUCUUUCAACAUGCUUCGAAGAUGCUUUAAACAAAGAUCCACAAUGUACACACUCCUUGACAAGACUUCUAUGGUUGCAUGAACAAGGGCAUUAUAGCACUGAAAAACUGUUGGAGAUGAUAGCCUUGCACUUAGAUGCUACAUAUGCCGAUCGUAACAUUUGGAAAGAGUUUGCUUCCUGCUUCCUGAAGCUGUCUCCGAGUGAAGAAGACAGAAUAUCAACUUGUAAUGAUAAAACGUUGCAAGGGCAGUCUAAGAAUUUCAAUAGGAAGCCGGUUAGAGUUGCUGACAGCGUUAUGGGUAAGGAGUGGAAAUUACGUUGCAGAUGGUGGAUGACCCGUCACUUCAGCAAAAUGAUUCUUGUUUCAGAAUUUGAAGCAGAUGAUGUGCAGCUUCUCACUUACAAAGCAGCCUCAGCUUGUCAUCUUUACGGACAAGAUUUUGAGUAUGUCACAAAGGUGUCAGAAUAUUUAGAGAAGGAUAUAAAUAAUAGUGCUAUGUUGUCAAUUUUGCAGACCCACAUGCAAUAUUCUGCUGGAUUCUAUAGCAAAGGUGUCCCAGUGUCUAGAGAAAGAAAGAUUUAGUAGUGAUAUGUGUCAUUGUUGCAGACAAUAUUCUGUUGGAUUCUUAUGAUAAAUAAUCCAAAAUGAAUGCUUAUUAACUAUUUUAUUAUUAAUACAACAUCCUCGUGGUUGGUUAUUUGAAGAUGAAAGUAGAGCAUAAUAUUCCUAAUGUUGUCUACAUAUGAUGUAUAUUAGCGAUUGUAAAGAUAUGAUGCAUGCCUUUAAUACUGGGAACAAGGGGAGAUGUGUGCUUUGGUUGGAAUAUUAUACAAUAUUACAGGAGAUAAAGAAAGAUCAAGUGAAUGGAAUUUAUAGCCGUUAAUGCAGAUCCCCAUCAGGUCUUUUUUAUUUUAUUUUAUUUUGUUAGUGUACAGCAUAAAUACAUCUAGCUUCCCAAAUGUUUCACAUUGUGUGUGUUUUUGUUGAGAGAGGGGGAGAGAGAGGAGAGAGAGGGAGGGAGGGAUUUUCCAUUCACAGGGAGUGUUUCUGGGGUUUUGAAAAUGGGGAAUUCAUUUGGGGGCUCAGCUUCUGGGGAAAGACUGAUCUCAGCACCUAGAGAUGGUGAUUUUGUUGAAGCCAAGAUGCUUCUUGAUUGCAAUCCUUGUCUUGCUAAAUACUCCGCCUUUGGUGGCCUCAACUCUCCCCUUCACUUAGCUUCUGCUAAAGGCCACAAUGAGAUUGUUGCAUUGUUAAUUAAGAAUGGUGCUGAUGUGAAUUCAAGAAACUAUUGUGGCCAGACAGCAUUGAUGUGAGCUUGUAGAUAUGGGCGCUGGGAGUUUGUUCAAACUCUUGUUUUGUUCAGAUGUAAAGUGAGAAGAGGGGACUAUCUUAGUGCGAGGACUGCUCUCCAUUUUGCAGCCGUCAAUGGGCAUGUUAGAUGUUUGAGACUGGUGGUGGCUGAUUUUGUUCCGAGUUGCCCUUAUGGUUCUAUAAGUGGUCAAGCUAAUGGCGGUGAUGCUUCCAACCACUGAUGAUACUGAUAAUAGUGCUGUUUGCUUGGAGAGGCCAUGUACUGUACCUGCUGAAGGCUGCAGGCAUGAACUUUGUGUAAGAUGUGAACUUUAUCUUUGCUCCACAAGCAAUAUUGGUUCUGAACUACUAUGUGUCGAUCUCUUUUACUAAAUUGCCGGGUUCUCAAGCAAAAGAAAUCAAACUAAAUAUGUCUCUCGGCUUAUGUACCCCGUGCAUGAUACACACCCGAGAAUGAAAUCAUUUGACACCAGCUUGCAUCCCUGAAAUUCGAAAGAAUGGUGUAGCUUCGGUAUCUUGAGAUAUAUUUUGUCCAGUCACCUGUAGCCUGUUUCCUUGGGUUGCAAUUCCUAUGUGCACCUGCAAUGAUGGAUCAUGCCCAUCGGUGCAACCCAAGAUGAAUCUCCAUCUGCAAACGAAGAUAUGAUGUUAACAGUGAGUCCAGAGAAAACAAAAAUGUUUUGGAGCAGAAGAAGCUGUAGCAGGGAGCAACAAUUCAAUUCUGAAAUAAACUCUUGACUAUCAUAGCACAACACCUGCCGAAUGUUUUUCUAGCCGAACUGAUUACAUU